AUGUCUACUCCAUUGUUGCAAAAGGCCCCAGGUAAGAGGAUAGCCUUGCCCACCAGAGUGGAACCAAAAGUGUUCUUCGCUAACGAGCGUACUUUUCUAUCAUGGUUGAACUUUACCGUUAUGCUCGGAGGUUUAGGUGUUGGUUUGUUGAACUUUGGUGACAAGGUAGGCCAGAUCAGUGCUGGUCUUUUCACGCUGGUAGCGAUGGGUACCAUGAUAUACGCAUUGGUAGCGUACCACUGGAGAGCUGCUGCCAUUAGACGCAGAGGGUCCGGUCCAUACGACGACAGGUUUGGCCCUACAUUACUAUGUUUCUUCCUCUUGGUUGCAGUUGUGGUUAACUUCUUCUUGAAAAUGAAGUACCAGAACAACGAUGCGUGA
Messenger RNA from Kluyveromyces marxianus DMKU3-1042, 381 nucleotides. It is a transcript of the gene VTC1, whose product is annotated as Vtc1p. The record is from RefSeq and is a predicted model, not a curated record. Gene Ontology annotation, cellular component: fungal-type vacuole membrane; vacuolar transporter chaperone complex. NCBI's taxonomy places the organism in Eukaryota, Fungi, Ascomycota, Saccharomycetes, Saccharomycetales, Saccharomycetaceae. The coding region runs from base 1 to 381 and encodes 126 amino acids. The transcript has a single exon.